Molecule: messenger RNA, 2163 nt
Organism: Neltuma alba
Lineage: Eukaryota; Viridiplantae; Streptophyta; Magnoliopsida; Fabales; Fabaceae
Product: DELLA protein GAI-like
Exons: 1
Coding region: 176-1978 (600 amino acids)
Source: RefSeq, a predicted model, not a curated record
CUGAGCGUCCAAGGUUCGCCCUUUUCAACUCUCCUCCCCUCACCCAUUCGAUCCUUUUCUCUGUUGUUUCACUUCAGAAAUUGCAAAGCAGAACCCCGUUCCACUGCCAUGAACGAAUUCUAAACCUGAUCUGUAGCUUUGUUAUGUUUUCUUGUUGGAUUUGGAGAGGAAAAAGAUGAAGAGAGAAUACCCAGAUAACAGUAGUAUGGAUGGUUGUGGUGGUGGUUUUAAACCUGAAUGUUCGUCAAUGUCAAGUGGGAAGAUGAAGAUAUGGGAGGAUGAGCUCGAUGGUUCUGGUGGGAUGGAUGAGUUACUGGCGGCUUUGGGCUACAAGGUCCGGGCGUCGGACAUGGCGGAUGUGGCCCAGAAGCUUGAGCGGCUUGAGAUGGUUAUGGCCAUUUCUCAGGAAGACGGGAUAUCUCAUCUUGCUUCUGACACUGUCCACAAAGACCCAACCGAUCUCCAUGGCUGGGUUCAAAGCAUGCUCACCGAGCUCCACGGUUCUCCCAAUUGUCUCGAUCCGUCGGUACUGUUGGCGAACCAACAAAUUGAUGGCCCUAUUCUACCUCCGGCCUGCUCCUCCGUCAUAUCCACCGGAAAUUUCUCUAAUUCUCAGCACCAGAUUGAGAAUCUGUCGACCGGUUACCACGAUGAUUCCGAGUAUGACCUCCGAGUUAUUCCUGGCAAGGCGGCGUUCCCACAAAGCGAAACGACAGAUAGUGAGAAUAGCCGUAAGCGAUUGAAAACUUCACCUUCAACCGAAUCCGCUCCGUCGCCGUCCGCUCCGUUGCCGUCGACGGCGGCUGUACCAGAGCACCCUCGUCCGGUGGUUCUGGUUGACUCACAAGAAAACGGGGUGCGUCUCGUGCACGCGCUGAUGGCAUGUGCGGAGGCGGUUCAGCAGAACAAUUUGAAGCUGGCGGAAGCACUUGUGGAGCACGUGGAGAGGCUGGCGGCGUCACAAGCCGGGGCAAUGAGGAAGGUGGCUUCCUGCUUCGCUCAAGCUUUUGCUCAUCGGAUUUACGGAAUUUCUCAACCGUCCAUCGAUUCCGCCUUCUCUGAUAUGCUCUAUAUGCAUUUCUAUGAGUCCUGCCCUUACCUGAAAUUCGCCCAUUUCACGGCGAACCAAGCCAUCCUUGAAGCGUUCGCCACCGCUGAUAGAGUUCACGUCAUCGAUUUCGGGCUCAAGCAGGGGAUGCAAUGGCCUGCAUUAAUGCAAGCCCUUGCAUUACGACCCGGUGGUCCUCCGACUUUCCGCCUCACCGGAAUCGGACCUCCGCAUUCGGACAGCACCGAUGCUCUUCAACAAGUGGGAUGGAAAUUGGCGCAAUUGGCCAAAACAAUCGGAGUCCAAUUCGAAUUCCGCGGGUUCGUCUGCAAGAGCUUAGUGGAUCUCGAGCCGUCGCUCAUCGAGAUCCGACCCGGAGAAGCGGUUGCGGUUAACUCCGUUUUCGAACUCCACGAGCUCCUGGCCCGACCCAGCGCCAUCGACAAGGUCUUGAACACGAUCAAGGCCAUGAAUCCGAAGAUCGUGACUGUGGUGGAGCAAGAAGCAAACCACAACGAGACGGCUUUCUUGGACCGUUUCACGGAGGCACUACACUACUACUCAACCAUGUUCGACUCACUGGAGGGCUCGUCAAACUCGUCGGGGUUAACGCCGGCGGCCAGUCAGGACGUGCUGAUGUCGGAGCUGUAUCUCGGUAGGCAGAUAUGCAACGUGCUGGCGUGUAAAGGGUCCGAGCGAGUGGAGAGGCACGAGACACUGAGUCAGUGGAGGGGUCGGAUGGGAUCGGCCGGGUUCGAACCGGUUCACCUGGGUUCCAACGCGUUCAAGCAAGCCAGCAUGUUAUUGGCAGUGUUCGCCGGAGGAGAUGGGUACAGAGUGGAAGAGAACAACGGGUGCCUUCUGCUAGGGUGGCACACUCGGCCCCUCAUAGCCACUUCGGCUUGGAAAAUUCCGGCCGGCGAACUUUAGUGAGUUGACUCAGUGGGUCCGAGUUGGAAUAUCGAUCGAGCUGUCAAUGGCCGGCGACACUGCUCUCUGUACAUCAAUUUUUAACCUUUUGAGUUGACUGAGUCAGUCCGAGUGAGCGAGACAAAUAAGAAAAAAUUGUACCUCUUUCUUUUCCCUUUCUUCUCGGGUAUUAGCCUCUUUGACUG